AUGGGGAACAGGAUGAUGAGGAAGAGGCUGGCAGGCAUUUCGAGGACGAUCAAUCGUCAGCUGGAUGAACAUGCGAUUCAAAGCCUCUCCGCCUCCAGAUUGCGAAAUCGGAUGGCGCGUCGAGUUCGGCCGACGGAGGUCUUCUUUUCUUCUUUUGUCUAUUUCUUCUUAGACGCGGACCACACGCGAAUCGGACGUGUCGUGGAAUUCCUAGUGACCACUACCGGGUGCCUUUUGAGUGAUCCUGCUCAAAAAAGUCAGAGCAUCCGGUUUUCAUUACCGCGGUCCGAGUUAUCGUGAGAAAUAAAAGAAGUAUGGUUCAAGCUUUCAUCAUGUCGCAUUCCGGAGGGUCAUUAUGAAACGAGAUACUUCUUCGCGAGGCUUCUCUGCGUUUAGAAGCGAAGUUGACCUGAGGUUCCUACGACGAGAGUCUUCAAAUUUCGGUUGCAUUUCAAAUUGCCUUUCUGAGCUUGUAUCUUCUGAUUUUAUGAUUAUUCUUUGGCAAUACAGACUUUGAAUGCACUGUCUCUGUAUUUUCAAAAUAUUCCGAAGAUAUGUUUUGAGGGCUAGAAAGAUGGAUCUCGGGCUCAAGCUCGGUGGAUGGAAAAAUUACUAGAAAAACACGAAAUUGUUGAAAUUGCAACUCAAAUUGUACAAUAAAGUUGAAAUUGCACCUGAAAUUUACAGUCUAAUCGAUUGAUAUACAUCAUGUCUAGGAAAAUUAAUCCCUUUCUUAGAUACGUAGGCGCUCCUUGCCUACCUAACCUAGCUAAGUAGGAAGAAGUUGGCUUAAAGGUUGCGUCCGCAUUUCUGAUUAUGAUAAAAUCAGGUUAAGUUUUAAAAUCUUUAUUGUACCCGUUGUUUUGGAAUUACAGAACUGCGUGUUCAGAGAAUAUCUGAUUGAGAGAAUUAAUGAAAUGAAAAUAAAGAGCUUUCUCAACCCAGAGUUUUGCAGGUCCAACUGACUGAUUUCGGAAAAUGCACUUAUUGCUGUUUGUCGUUCUGCCAACCAGGUGACUAUUCAUUCAUUAUUUGAGAAAAAUUCUCCAAUCACAGGUAGUUAUUUCGUUCCGCUUUCGAGCUUGUUGUUGCCCAUCUCCAGUGACAGAAACAUGGAAGCAGACUCAGAAGGGACAUAAGUUUCUUUCUCAAGAAGUUCUUAUUCAGUGAGAUUGUCUCUCGGUGGCGGGGAUAGAAGAGUUCUUUUUUUUUUUUUUUGAAGAAAGGGUCGCAACGUGCAAUUCCGGCCCCGGAGGCUUGAGAGGGACCGCAAAUGUAGUCCACAAGGCUCAGAUAUGAAGAAAUGACGGUGGCAGGAAGUCAUAGGCAGUCAGUUCUUUGAUUUUUGCGGAACGUUCGAGCUUUUUGUUCAGAUAAUCAAAGAAGAAAAAGGAUUUAAAGUCGACUUUUCGGACUGAUAUGAAGACACUGAGGAAGCUCAAGAACAGUCGAUUUACUCCGUCGGAGACUAGAGUUUCCAUGAGAAUUUUCAGUAUAAAAUAAGCAUUCCUUUUGAGACCCAGCUGAGAAUCUUUUCGGAGACUAAAUUGAAUAGGCCAGCUUACAGGUCUCUCGUGGGAGGCUGAAUUUUUUUUCAUCGGAUCCUCAUAAUUUACUCAUGAAAUAUUAUGUUAAACCAUAAGUUUCACCUGACUAACCAUCUUUUUUGUUGCUUUUAAACGUUCUUCUCCUUUUGAUGAAAUAUUCAGAUAUUAAUUUAGAAGCCAAGGUUUUCAUCGAUAAAGGGAUUAAAUGAUUUGUUUAUUUCUCGAAAAGUGUUUGAAAGAAAAAAAGGCCUGAAUUUCACCUAUUAGAUAAUGAAUGCUUAUAUAGUCGAUGUGUCACAAGUUGAAAUUUCAUGGAACGACACUCCGCUGUUUCGAUUGUGCGGUAUUUGCAUCUUAUGAAUUGCCAACCUUAAUACGCUAAUUUUUUGGUUUAAUUCUAAUUUUGAUCGUUUUUUAAAUUGUUUAUUUCUUUAAAUCGUUGAAAAAGCAUAAGAACGAUAUAAACAGAAAGGAAACGGUAAAUUUCAUGAUCUUCCUCGAAAGAAGGCGAUAAAAAGUGUUUUUUGUUAAAGCCAUUUUAAUGUUUUCAUCGUUUUUUCUGUUUAUUUACGGUAGUUAUUGGAUUUUUCAGAAAGUAAGUGGCUUAUAAAAUGGGAGCAAUGUACACGCACUGCUGAAAUUAGAGAUCGGUUUCAGUCAACUUGGUUUUCACUGCUUAUUUAUCACUCUAGUUGAAUUAUUGGCAAUCGAAAACUUUUUAUUCAUCCAUUGCUGCCAAAAGUUCAUAAGGCUAAAAAUUAUCGAAGAAAUGUAUUUGAAAACGGCAGAUUAUAUGAUAGAGGCGUGACUGAGAUCCGCAAAGAGGCGUUGAUUCUUCACAGCCACAAGGCCACCAGGCAGGUAUCGUUCAUGAAAUUUCAACUCAUGGCUUUUGUCAAACUAUAAGUAUUUGGAGAAAUUUUGAGUUCUCAAAUAUUAAGUAUAAAGUUAGCUUGUAUCAAGCAGAUGCGUGAUAUUGCGCCGAGAUUCAGAACUUUUUGAACCUUCUUAAAGCAGCAAUUUCAGGAAAAGAAAAUGGGUUCUAAGCGUCAACCUGAUCAGACAAUAUCUUGAUAGAAUAAACGUUGAUGUUGACACUCGCUGUACCAUUUCUCAGUGCCAGAACUUCAUUUCGGUUGGCUGAGAGUGGGUUGGACCUGGACUCGACUUCCUUUUCAGGAGACGAGGCGACCGGCGAGAUUUCAACUUUGGCGCAUUGGAUCCGCAGUUUUCGUGACGAACCAUCCUCAGUAUAAAGCACGACAGCGAAGGUCAGCGACGAGAUCAUCUACGAACUCAUGAAAAAGGUCGGUUCUUUUUUUUCUUGAUUUAUUAUGAAAAACUUAAGAUUUUUGGAUUUUAAUUUCCUUUUAAAAAUCAACUAUCUAAUUUCAGAAAAAUUCGAAAAGCAAUUUCGCCCUCAUAUAAUUUAUUGCAAUACACUGCUCAAGAUUUUCCAAAAUUAGGAAGAAAAAUAUAAACUUUUUCGAAGUUUAAUUUGUUUUUCUUAUAAUGAUAAAAAGGACAUAUUCUCAAAAAGUAAACUUUAAGAUGGAUGCGAUCUCUGCGAAAAAGACCAUUGCGAGAAGUUGCUGGGCUGCUUCCGUUCGAAGACAGUCCAUUUUGAUCCCGAGGCUCAGUGCGGCGAGCCGAAGAAGCCUCGUCAUGCAAAAUCAGAAGAGAACCCACUAAAAUUAUUUAUUCUUGUCAAUGCGUUUGCAAACAAUUUCCACCCAAAAAUCUCUUCGUUGUGAACCACAUUUCCAGAUUCUCUCGUCUAUAUUAUCCUUUUUAUCUGCGCAAUAUUCAUAAUAACAGAUGAUAAUAAUAAUGACAUUUUAUAUGAAUUGGAAUUGAAACGAUACCGAAGUCAUAAAGAAAGCGUUUUGUUUUUCUUUGUUGUGAGAUCUUGCACAGACCAGAGAUUUCAAAAGAAAGACACGGUCUUCAAAAUCGUAUGGCGUAUUUGAAUGGUUAAUCCUAGCUUACAAUACCUCAUUUUGUGUUUGUAACUUAUUGACGACUCAUCGUCUUUCCUGUUUCACAAAUGUAACCCUACAGUUUUACACGUUAAUACUCUAUUUCAUCGAAAGGAGAUUUAUCUCUAAAGGUGUCGACCACUCUCCACUAUCAGCACAGCUAAAGCAUUUCGAUUGAAUAGCUUCAUUGUGAUUUAAAAGCUUCCGUAGCCCAUCGAAAUAUUAUAAAUAACAAAAGAUGCUCGAAUGUUCGAUCAAAACGUCUUGGCAGAUAGAGUAAAAAGCGAAAUUUUAAGGAAAUUCGUAGACUCUUCAAAAAGAAAAUUUCUGUUCAGCUUCAGCGAAAGCGAGGGCGCGCGGUUCAAAGGGCCUUGUGCCCAAUCGGCUGGCGGCCGAGUUCCGCUGGAGACGCCUCAGGGCCCCGAUAAUAAUCUGGUUUUAGAGGCCCACUGCCAGGGGUUAGUUAAAAGGGGCUAUGUGGGGCAGGAUCAGAAUUUUCACUGCGAUUCGAAACUUAUUCAUAUUCGUCCCUAACUCAUCAAAACAGCGGUUCUCACACACAGUUCAAAAGAAAAUCCUUGAAAGGGGUACGGGAGAAGCUCCGAGGCCCCUAGAGAUUCCACAGGCGAAUCGAAGGGACCAUAUAAUGUGUCACCGUGAGGACCUCCGACAUACCUUUUAAGCUAUAUCACGUGUCAUUUACGCACAGGUCGCGACUAAUUAACGCAAGGAUUAUGAUGCUUAGGGCUAAGCACGCGGACGCAAUCAUCGCAUACUCAAGGAAAUGUUUUUCAAUUUUAGAAUUUGCGAAUUUCAGGAUAAAUAGAUCCUGAAAUAGUUUCGAAAUUAUCUCAGUUUGAAGAAUAUGAUGUAGAGAAACAUUCGCUUACGAUACAUUUAGGAGCGAUUUCGAAAAGGGGAAAACUCCUAAAUUACUGAUUACAAAAUAAAAACAAAAAUAUUAGGAAGGUGAAUCAGACUCCCAUUGAAUGAAAGCAUUUAUAAAUACGAGAAAUAUUGAAAUGAGGAGAAAAUUCGAGGAGCGAAAUGACAUUUUAUAUACCUCGAAAUACCUAGUUUUCAGAAAAACAUAUAAUGGAUAAGCAAAUUUUUAGAAAAGAAAAACCUCGUAUGGCGGGAAAUUUUUGUUUCCCAAAUCCGACCAUCACUAGAUAAUAUAAAGUUUCAGAUGAUGCAUAUAGCAAAAUCAUUAAACUGCAUCAACAAAUUAAAUUUGGCUCGAUUUACCAGGAAACCGGUUUCAAACUGCGUCAGGAACUGGAAUAAUAACUUUUAUUAUUAACUGAUUAAAAUUAAAACUACCGUUUCACGAAAUAGAGCGACGCUAUUUCAUGUCGCGAAACAGAUGUCAAAAUUUUGAAAGAAGUGGGACUAGAAAAAGUCAUCAGCUCUUUACGAGAAAAUAGUUAGAUCUGAAACCGGUUUAGAUGCGCAAUUAAAAGCUCCACAGAGAUGUACCCAUAGAGGCGGAUCACGCAAAUGCAGAAAUAGAAAAAGUAGCAAUGAGUAGAAGAAAUUCAAUGCAUCAGAAACCAUGAGGAAGGGCGCAAUAAUGCGCACACGGAUAAUGACCGCUGGGACCCAAAAUUUCGCAUCAUUGCGCGGAACACCGUGAUACUCUGAGCCAUCUCGGAGGUACUUUAGAAGUCUCUCUCAAGCCCCUCACAUUUCGCUCAAAAUCUUUCCCGAUUCGACAUGUUUUCCUUGCAGGAGCUAAACUUUUCUUAGGAAUUCGGUAGCCUAUAUGAGACAAAAAGCCAAAAAGAUAAGGAAACUACUGAAGCCGCGCACGAUAGAGCGCCUGAGGGCGUCGCGCACGCCAUGCGCGUUUCUUCCGGAAAGAAAUUGAAAUAACGGAAAUUUCCUCGCUGUGUUUGCAGCUUUUCAAACUCACAGUAUCCAUUGUCAUACGCGCAUUUACGGUGCAAUUGUUUUCUCGAGUUCAAGCUCCUAGGGCGUAUGCACAUUUCGAAAAUUCAUCAUUUGUUUCGAAAGUUUUGAGUUUAACUCUAGUUUGAAUUUGCUCCAAGUUGAUGGAAGCAGGAAAAUAUCUUCUGAAAUUUUAUAAAUAUAAUUGUUUGCGUGGUGAGUAUAUAUUUAUAUUUCAGAGAGAGAGCAUCCGUGAUUUUUCGCUGAAAUGCCCAAUGUUUUGUGUGAAGAGUUACAGACAGAAGGGACUUCAGGCAGACUCAAGGGAAGCUCGAAGGAGACGCUACGAGGAAUGUGUCAUUCCGGGAGGUUGAGUAGUUUUGAGAACUAAUAUACUUAGAUCAAACAAUGAGUUUAUGAUGAUAAUAAACUGUGAGUCUGGUGGUGGUCUCCAACUGCUGGUAGAGCUCAGGAAAUAAUUUCGCAAAGUCAAAGCCUUUGUCAGGAGUGCCUUUCCAGAAGAUGUCAUGCUACGCGCAGUUCGGGUUAGUCCUCAUUUUGCUUCUGGAUGAGAAAUAUGUAACAAUAUAUAUAGUGUUUAGUUGUGUAUUUCUGUCAAAACUUCGCAAGCAUGCAGAAAGCAAACCAACACUGAUGACAAUGCGUCUCAAAUUUUUACAAGGACGUCAUUAACUACGGUCUUGGACAACCGAAAAUCAGCCCAUAGUUGAGGAAAGAAUCCAUCGAGAUAAAGGUUUUGAUAGGGAUAUCAGAGGACGUCAACAGGUUAGCUCGAAAUUAACAAAAGUUAAUACAAAGAAUCUUCCUUGCAGAGACAGGUUAAAUAGAGUAGCAGAUUAAAUGUAUUAGCCGGUUUAAAAUAGAAACGUUCAGGUUUCAUUCAACAGAUUGCCCGAAACCGACAAAAGCUGACAGCAACGUGGUUGAUAAAAGAGGAGAGUGAUCUUCAAAAGUUAGUUUGCAUUUUCACAUCUCUUUUGUUAUUCUCUAACUUUAUGCGGGUGCAUAAAGGCCGCCACAACUCUUUCCUCUGACCCUACGUUAUUUCGUCGUUUUCUCAUGCAGCUAGACAACGACGAGAAUAGAAUCUGUCAGAGAAAGAGUUUCUUGCAGUUUUAAUGACGCCUCAUCAGAAGUUAAUGCACAGAUGUUUACUAACGAUCCUAUGGUCUCUUGUAAAAGGAGGCCCACCCAGGGCCCUAACUCCAAACCUUAUCGGGGUCGAAAAUCUGUAUUUAGAGGGUCCCUAUAGGAGAUUAGUUGAAAGCAGGAUCAGAGUUUGGCAGAGCAGACAGUUAAAAGAAAUUUACGGGCCCUGAACUGUUUGAGGGGUUCAAGGGAGAAGUCAAAACCCCGUCAGGCGCCCUAAAAUUUUCUUAGAAGCUGUACUCUUUGAAUCGACCAAUCAGGGCCACUCCAAGAAUCUCUGGUUCUUUUUCGCAGCUCUUUCACAAAGCCUUCCCAUUUCGGAGCAAUCCCGAAGAUCUCAUUCAUGAUCCUACAGCUUUCCGUUAGUUUAUCUGGCCUGUAGCCGUCAGCAUUCGAAUCUUUUUGACGGGUCGCUAUAACGCUGGGAAUACGUGCUGGUUCAACGCUGCGUUUGACUCAGAGUUUCUGAGAAAUAAUCUCUCGAUCUUUACGAUUGUAUUUGGAACCUUAGAUCAUCUCGUCCUAAUGAAUCUUGUUUGAAAACACAAAAAUUUGCAGAUCCUCUUUCAGAUCCCACGGUUUCGAUACUCUCGUUUUAUGCAGUGGUUCCUAUGAGUUAUUUCACAAGAUUCGUCAAGAACGAUUGACGAAAUAGCACCGAGUGAGUUUCUAUGUCGAGAUGAUUAAUGAGUGAAAAGCUUGAUUGUGAGUUGCUUCUCUGGGAGAAGUUUUGUCCUAGAGAAUUUUCAGGCUGCGGUGAAAAUUUUGCAGGAGAGCAUUAUAGAAGAGUGGGAGUGUUUCUAUUUAUAAACUGCAUCAGAAACAUAAUCAACAUGAAAAAGUCGGAAUAGGGGAAAGAAAGCAGCAUAUUUCUCAGUUUUUACAGGAGAGUGUGCUGAGUCGCGACCUAUUGGUACAAUUGCGACGACUCUUCGCCGAGAUGGAGUUUUCAAAGAUGCCAAUACAUUGAAGCUUCGUCGGUAUUGGUGGUGAUCGAGGCUCUGGGAAAAGAGUGCUCAACUGAACGCGUUCGAGUCGGCCAGCAACAGGUAACAUGACUCUUUCGAAUAUUAAUCAAAACUUCUGAAGGACGUCGCUGAGAGCUUCAUCCGACUCUUUGACUGGAUCGAGCAGCGCCAUGCAGAAGGCUCUGGAGGACAGGCUGCGGCCAGAGUCCAUCAGAAUCUCGCCGACGGCUUCAGACGACUGGAUUCCAGUAAGGACCUUCCUACUCACCUUUUCAACUAAGCUUCUACAGAUCAGUUUCCCAGCCGUCAGCUCAUCGGAGCUGCCAUUCGGCGCCGACAUUCCUCCGCCCUCCAUACGCCGGACUCCCGGCAAAGGCGCAAAUAUUCAUUCUGCCGCCUUCUGA
Caenorhabditis auriculariae is the source of this 7958-nucleotide messenger RNA. NCBI's taxonomy places the organism in Eukaryota, Metazoa, Nematoda, Chromadorea, Rhabditida, Rhabditidae. The record is from the annotation of a GenBank genome assembly.